CUGUAGGCUAUUCAGUGACCUAUUUAAGGUUCAGCGCUGCACAUUAUUCGUAAGAUAAAUACUCAUUAACAUAAUCAACAUGAGUGGAUUUGCUUGUUACGACGAUGCGCAUGAUCAAAAAUACGAUAAACCACACCCGGUUCCUCUUGUGGUAGCCAACAAAGACACACUAAAAGGAUACGGAACGAUUGUUACUGACUUUGAAAAAACGAAAGUUGAGAUAACCCCAUGGCUGGUAAAUGGAUGGCGAGAGUUGUGUCCAAACACCGGAAGUGGAGGAGGCAUUGUAAGUGGGGACUUCAUUUACAAAUGGGAAGGAGACCUUUGCAAAGCCGUCAACAAGGCUGUUGGUGGGGACUAUGUCACAGGACGACUUCCGCCGGAAGCGGAUACAAAGAAUCGCAAAUGCGUACUUACACGAGAAGCUAAUUACCAUCCAGAUGGAGGUCAAGUGUUCUUUCCACAAAAUGGUGAUGCCUUUGUCGCGCUUUUAGCUCUACCCGGAGACGACAUCAAACCGGAGGAUUUUGUAGCGUUUUAUUUCGAUGGAUCUUUUGGGGUUCAGAUUCACGCAAACAUCUGGCACCAACCUGUUUACCCCAUAAACGAUGACGCAGUGUUUCUGGGUAAACAAGGGGCGAUUUAUGCUUGCGUAUGCGUUGAUACUGCGAACGAAUUUAACAAGUAUCUUUCAGUCCCUCUGACAUUGGACACGUAAGAUCGAGUAACAAUUGAAUUGCUGAGAAGUUCGAAUUCAACAUUCAGUUAAUUGGAAUUUACAAAUAACUCGAUUUGAAUUUACCAUAUUCCGACUUUUGACAGAAUGGUUAUAUCUCAACAUGGAGGACAGACUAUAUAUCUGGAGAGGGACAGAAUACUUAUAGAUCCGCAACUGAGAUAGAAUGCAAAGAUCUUCUCAAGUCAGAGAGAAUAAAUAUUUACUUAUCCACAAGUGGGACAAAAUUAUUGCGAAGUACAAGUUAUUGUUGUUUUACGAUUAUAUUCAAGUUUAUAUUAAAUGCUGUAGUAUACAUUACAAGUAGAAUUCAUCAUUUUCUUAUAGAAACCAUAUCAACAUGUUUUUUAUUAGAUUUAAUUAUAAAAAAAGAUAUCUUCGAACUUUAGAUGAACCUGAAAAUUGAUAUUGACGAGAUGAAUGUUUAAAUAUUUUCAUUAUAAAA
Mizuhopecten yessoensis (Yesso scallop) is the source of this 1181-nucleotide messenger RNA. RefSeq lists its product as uncharacterized. Lineage: Eukaryota; Metazoa; Mollusca; Bivalvia; Pectinida; Pectinidae. Gene Ontology annotation, molecular function: ureidoglycolate hydrolase activity; ureidoglycolate lyase activity. Gene Ontology annotation, biological process: allantoin catabolic process. Bases 80 to 718 code for a protein of 212 amino acids. The transcript has 2 exons. The record is from RefSeq and is a predicted model, not a curated record.